AUGGGGAAGGGAGACAGCCUAGAGGCAGUGCCAAAUGCCACUUCAAAUCGCUCUGUCCUGGAAGAGUACAAUUAUAAGGUGGGCAAGGUCAUUGGCACUGGCUCCUAUGGGACCGUCUAUGAGGCUUACCACACAAAGCAGAAGGUCAUGGUGGCUAUCAAGAUCAUCUCUAAGAAGAAGGCCUCUGACGACUACCUUAACAAGUUCCUGCCCCGAGAGUUACAGGUAAUGAAAAUCUUGCGGCACAAGUACCUCAUCAGCUUCUAUCAGGCCAUUGAGACCACAUCUCGAGUGUACAUCAUUUUGGAGCUGGCUCAGGGUGGUGACGUCCUUGAAUGGAUCCAGCGCUAUGGGGCCUGCUCUGAGCCCCUUGCUGGCAAGUGGUUCUCCCAGAUGACCCUGGGCAUGGCCUACCUGCACAGCAAGGGCAUCGUGCACCGCAUUCUCAACCUGAUCAUCACCUUUUCUGCUACUGGCAGGGAUUUAAAGCUGGAAAACCUGUUGCUGGACAAGCAGGAGAAUGUGAAGAUUUCAGACUUUGGCUUCGCCAAGAUGGUGUCUUCUACGCAGACUGGCCAGAGCGAUGGCCACCGAGGGAGUAUCUUUUCCCACCUCAGUCAGACCUACUGUGGAAGCUUUGCUUAUUCCUGUCCGGAGAUCUUACGAGGCUUGCCCUACAAUCCUUUCCUGUCUGACACCUGGAGCAUGGGUGUCAUCCUCUACACUCUAAUGGUGGCUCAUCUGCCCUUUGAUGACACCAAUCUCAAGAAGCUGCUCAGAGGGACUCAGAAGGAGGUCACUUUCCCGCCUAACUAUGCCAUCUCCCAAGAGUGCAAGAACCUGAUCCUCCAGAUGCUAUGCCAAGCUGCCAAGCGUGCCACCAUGCUGGACAUCAUAAGGGACCCCUGGGUGCUCAAAUUUCAGCCUGAGGCACUCAGCUAUGAGAUGAAACUCCUUGAGGUCAUGCAACAGGCUCCCAACACCACAAAUCCUCUGAUUCCUCCACAAACCGUGGAAUGAGCUACAAGUGGUUGAGGCAAGGGGCUGAGAGGAUCAAAGCAGAGUUUGGGCUGACAAAUCUUUGACAACCAAAAUAAAUCCAAUUUUCACAUGCUUUUA
Cavia porcellus (domestic guinea pig) is the source of this 1119-nucleotide messenger RNA. Its product is annotated as testis-specific serine/threonine-protein kinase 4. Gene Ontology annotation, molecular function: ATP binding; protein serine/threonine kinase activity. Gene Ontology annotation, cellular component: cytoplasm. The coding region runs from base 1 to 1020 and encodes 339 amino acids. The transcript is spliced from 4 exons. Gene Ontology annotation, biological process: intracellular signal transduction; protein phosphorylation. The record is from RefSeq and is a predicted model, not a curated record. NCBI's taxonomy places the organism in Eukaryota, Metazoa, Chordata, Mammalia, Rodentia, Caviidae.